Messenger RNA from Heteronotia binoei (common prickly gecko), 2482 nucleotides. RefSeq names its product solute carrier family 9 member A8 (gene SLC9A8). Gene Ontology annotation, molecular function: sodium:proton antiporter activity. Bases 136 to 1866 code for a protein of 576 amino acids. Gene Ontology annotation, biological process: proton transmembrane transport; sodium ion transport; regulation of pH. Gene Ontology annotation, cellular component: Golgi apparatus; membrane. The transcript has 16 exons. The record is from RefSeq and is a predicted model, not a curated record. NCBI's taxonomy places the organism in Eukaryota, Metazoa, Chordata, Lepidosauria, Squamata, Gekkonidae.
GGCUCAGACAGCCUCCAGUGCGUUACAGGCGACAAUCCGGAAGUGAGCCUCUGACCGUCUAGAGAUAGCGCUCUAUGGUGCGGAGGGGGGGCGAAUUGAUUUACGUUAAGAUCGGGAGGGAGAAGAAGCGACAAGAUGGCAGGAGCGGAGUUCUCAAACACUACCCAUGAAACAUUCAACGUCACACUUCACACCACGCUGGCCCUCACCACUAAGCUGGUGUUGCCUACGCCCGCCAAGCCAAUUCUGCCAGUUGAAACUGGGGCCCAAGCUCAACAAGAGGAACAGUCAAGUGGCAUGACGAUAUUCUUUAGCCUUCUUGUGUUAGCUAUCUGCAUCAUAUUGGUGCAUCUAUUGAUAAGAUACAGGCUGCAUUUCUUGCCAGAGAGUGUUGCCGUUGUUUCAUUAGGUAUCCUCAUGGGAGCAGUUAUAAAAAUUAUAGAAUUUCAGAAGCUGGCCAACUGGAAGGAAGAAGAAAUGUUUCGUCCUAAUAUGUUUUUUCUUCUUUUACUUCCUCCAAUUAUAUUUGAAUCUGGGUAUUCAUUACAUAAGGGGAACUUCUUUCAGAAUAUCGGAUCCAUCACUCUGUUUUCUGUGAUUGGAACAGCAAUUUCAGCUUUCAUUGUUGGAGGAGGAAUAUACUUCCUGGGUCAGGCUGAAGUCAUCUGUAAGCUCAACAUGACUGAUAGCUUUGCCUUUGGCUCUCUAAUAUCUGCAGUCGACCCAGUAGCCACAAUUGCAAUCUUCAACGCCCUUAAUGUGGAUCCUGUACUUAACAUGUUGGUCUUUGGGGAGAGUAUUCUCAACGAUGCAGUCUCAAUUGUUCUGACAAACACUGCUGAAGGUUUGACAAGAGAACAUACGUCAGAUGUAAGCGGAUGGCAAACCUUUCUACAGGCUCUGGGAUAUUUUCUGAAGAUGUUCUUUGGUUCUGCAGCGCUGGGGACUCUGACUGGCCUUAUUUCCGCAUUAGUGUUAAAGCAUAUUGAUUUGCGGAAAACUCCCUCCCUGGAGUUUGGCAUGAUGAUCAUCUUUGCUUAUCUCCCGUACGGACUCUCAGAAGGCAUUUCUCUCUCAGGUAUCAUGGCGAUCUUGUUCUCUGGCAUCGUGAUGUCUCACUACACCCACCACAACCUUUCUCCAGUUACACAGAUCCUGAUGCAGCAAACUUUGAGAACCGUCGCAUUCAUGUGUGAAACGUGCGUUUUUGCUUUUCUGGGCCUGUCAAUUUUUAGCUUUCCUCACAAGUUUGAAAUGUCCUUUGUCAUCUGGUGCAUAGUCCUUGUGCUUUUCGGCAGAGCUGUCAAUAUUUUCCCACUCUCCUACCUGCUCAAUUUUUUCCGCGAUCACAAGAUCACCCCCAAAAUGAUGUUCAUCAUGUGGUUCAGUGGUUUACGUGGGGCGAUUCCCUAUGCCCUGAGUCUCCACUUGGGCUUGGAACCGAUCGAAAAGCGGCAGCUGAUCGGGACCACCACCAUCAUCAUUGUUUUGUUCACCAUCUUGCUGCUGGGCGGAGGGACCAUGCCCUUGAUCAGACUGAUCGACAUUGAAGACUCGAAAGCCCGUCGGAGGAACAAGAAGGACAUUAACCUCAGCAAGACGGAAAAAAUGGGAAAUACCAUCGAAUCAGAACACCUGUCAGAACUCACUGAGGAAGAGUACGAGGCCCACUACAUCAAGCGCCAGGACCUCAAGGGCUUCAUGUGGCUCGAUGCCAAAUACUUGAAUCCUUUCUUUACCAGGCGGCUCACUCAAGAGGAUCUGCACCACGGACGGAUACAGAUGAAAAGCCUCACCAACAAGUGGUAUGAAGAGGUGCGGCAAGGCCCUUCUGGAUCCGAAGACGAUGAACAGGAGCUACUGUAGCAGGACAGCGUGGUGCACCUUGUUUUGAACACACACACACAAACACAAAAAUAGUAAUAGACGAAGCCUUUCUUCAUAGAAGACAGGCAGCUUUCGAAAGGCAAGUCUUCACGGCUGGUCACAGAACGUAUACAGUACACAUUUUGCCAGCUCGCUGUCUGGAAACUCCAAAAGAUGCACCAGGAAUCGACGCUGAAGAUCCAUUUCCAAACGCCUCAUUUCCAAGUCUCAGCUGGGAGUUGCAUCGAAUCCUUUAACAGCGAACACCUGACUGCAUCAGGAUCAUUAAAGACCAGGUUAUUACACCCAUGGCGAUUUGUGUUGUGAAAUGUAUAUUCAAAAGAUUCUGUAGGGCAGCUUCACAGUGCACUUUAACUUACCCUUUCUUUGAUCUACUGUGUCAGGGGGUGGAAAGUAAUGCUGAGUAAUACUGUGAAUUAAUAUAUUAAUCAUAAACAAGUGAAUGAUUAUUUAAAGCCCAGCUAUCGUUUGCACUACUGGCAUGCUAAGGGACUCUGUGUGCUGGGUGAGAGAGCACUCCGAGAAUUCAGUCAAUGUGCAUGAUCAAAAUGCAGAUAAUUAAAAUCUUGUGAUUUCUUGCAUUUUUUAAAGCAUA